GUUUAUAACUGUAUCUUUAUUGCAUUUUGUCAUGGGCAUUUGGCAUUUUGUCAAUAAACAUCGUCUCUUCCGUUUCUCUUGGCAACAGAGAGACGCGGAGAAAAGGCAGGGGAGUUGUGUCAGCCGUUCACAGACAUAAUGGCAGGAACUGAGCGCGAGGAAGUUGAGGAAACACUGAAGAGGAUCGAAGCCCAUAAAGGUGUUAUUGGAACAAUAAUUAUCGAUGCAGAAGGUAUUCCCAUCAGAACAACUUUAGAUAACUCCACGACGGUUCUGUACGCAAGACUUCUUCGCCGCCUCACGAUGAAUGCCAGGAGCACAGUGAGGGACAUUGACCCUCAGAAUGACCUCACCUUUCUCCGCAUUCGCUCCAAGAAACAUGAGAUCUUGGUUGCACCAGAGAACGACUAUCUGCUGAUAGUCAUCCAGAACCCAUGUGAAUAGCUUCUGGACAUUUCCAUGAGAGCCUUUGGUUUGUCACAUGGUGGUGCUUUAUCUAUAGGCAAAAUAUCUUUUUUCCACUGUGUUAUGAUGCUUCAUGUACUGCAUAAUCCCUCUUCUUCUACUUGGAACGCAAGUAUGUUGCCUUAAUCUUGCCUAAAUAAUGCAUUUUUUGUUCUACCUUAUGUUUUUCCUUUCAUUUUAUGUAUUUGUGUUGAUAUUGGAUUCUGUAAAAUAAAGCUGCUGGUACAAUA
Messenger RNA from Perca fluviatilis (European perch), 695 nucleotides. Its product is annotated as dynein light chain roadblock-type 2-like. NCBI's taxonomy places the organism in Eukaryota, Metazoa, Chordata, Actinopteri, Perciformes, Percidae. Gene Ontology annotation, molecular function: dynein intermediate chain binding. Bases 139 to 444 code for a protein of 101 amino acids. The record is from RefSeq and is a predicted model, not a curated record. The transcript is spliced from 4 exons. Gene Ontology annotation, biological process: microtubule-based movement. Gene Ontology annotation, cellular component: cytoplasm; centrosome; cytoplasmic dynein complex.